AUGCCGCUCGCCGCGCACGACCCCGACGUCAUCGGCGGCACCCCCCCCGCGGCCGCGCGCGCGCACGCGCGAAUCGAGUCCGAGCACUACGCGCGUCGCCCCCGGGGCGGCGUCUCCGGGGAGAACGACGACGACGACGACGACGACGACGCGUUCGCGACCGCGGCGACGCUCCGCGCGUGCGUGCCGUACCUGAACCGCACGCUGCGCGAGCUCGGGUACCCCGCGCCGAUCGCGCUCGCGCCGGAGGAGGCGACCGCGGAGAACCUCGCGCGCGUGUGCGACGUCCUGUAUCGCCUGACGCGAGACCGACGCGAAGAUCUGGACGUCCGCGAGGCGCACGCGCGCGAGCGACGCGCGCUCAAGUCGGACCUCGCCAGGGAGAGCGGCGCGCGCGCGAGGGCGGUCGCGACGCGCGAGGAAGCGCUCGCGGCGUGCCGGAUCGAGCGCGAGCGGCGCGAGAUGGAGCGCGCGGCGAGCGACGAGACGCUGUCGCGCGCGCGCGCGGAGUGCGAAGACGCGAGGACGCGGAUCCAACGCGCGGAGGACGCGAUGAAAAGGCACGAGCGCGACGCGCGGAGGAAGGACAUCGAGCGCGAGAAGCUCGCGCGACGGCUGUCGACGCUCGUGUGCGAGCGGAGCCGCGGCGGCGCGGUGGAGCUGCCGAGGAUGACGACGAGAGGAGCGUCCGCGUUGACGCGUCCCCGCGGCGCCGGCGGCGGCGCCGGCGACGACGCGUCCGGUACCCUCCCCGCGUUCGUGGACGCGGGGCUUCACGCCGCGAUGAUCGCCGCGUACGAAGCGAAAGUUCGGUCGCUCAUGAACGACGUGAACGACCUCAAGGGUCAGGGCGAGGGCGGCGAGCGCGCGCGCGGCGGCGGCGUCAAGGGGACGGUGUUUACGCGUCUGCGCGAAGAUCUCGACUUUGGGGUCGCGGGCGGCGAAGUCCUUAAGGAACGGCGUUCACCACGCGAACGCGGUCGUAUGGGAACCAGUCACGACGGCGACGACGACGGCGACGGCGACGACGACGGAGACGGCGACGGCGGGGAUUACUUUUCGUUUCGACCGCCCGCGAGCGCCGCCGCGGAAGACGCCGCCGCGGUCGACACCCCGAGCGCCGCGAUCGACCGGUUCGAGGCCACGGUGUACCACCCGUCGCCGCCGAAGCGCGAGCGAGAGGAGACGAUCGGCGGGAGGAGCGUCGACGUUUUUUUCGACGACGCGCCGCGCGCGAUGGACCGCGACGACGACGACGACGAAGACGUCGUCGUCACGCGCGAGCGCGACGACGAAGACGACGACGACGACGACGACGACGACGACGACGGCGGCGGAAGCACCCCCGCGGAGGUCAAGUUCGCGAGGGAGUUCCCCGAGUUCACGCGAGCCGCCGCCGCCGCCGCCGCCGCGACGACGACCGCGUGCGACGACGAUGACGACGCGUGGGCGACCGCGUUCAUGCUCCCGAAGGCGAGCGCGGAGGAUACGGAACGUCAACCGUCGCGCCCGGGCGGCGCGGAAGGGGAACGACGUCAACGCGAGCCGGCGCGCGAGCCGGAACGCGAGCCGGUGGAGCCGCCGAGCGAACGCGUGAAAAACGCAAAGGCGGCGGCGAUCGCGAAAGCCGCCGAGGGCGUCGUGUUCGCGUCGGACCGCGCGAAGAUUUUCGCCGCGGAACGCGCGGCGUCGCGCGAAAAGGCGGCGGCGGCGAGGGAGAGAGCGGCGGAGGGGAAGGAAAACGACGACGGAAACGAAAACGCGAAGAAAACGCGCGACGACGGGCGAACGUGCAGAGGCGGGGGCACGCCGCUCGACGCGUUGCUCGCGCGGCAGCUCGCGCGCGGGCGGACGAACGCGAACGCGGCGGCGGCGGACGCGGCGGACGCGACGAAUUCGAUCUCGGAGCAGGGACACGCGCGACGCGCGAGACUGAACCGACGUCGAACCUAGAACGCGCGACGCCACGUUAUUAACACAGCGAAAGGUACACGUCACGUGUACACGUACUGUA
This is a messenger RNA of Micromonas pusilla CCMP1545, 2014 nucleotides long. RefSeq lists its product as uncharacterized. Lineage: Eukaryota; Viridiplantae; Chlorophyta; Mamiellophyceae; Mamiellales; Mamiellaceae. Bases 1 to 1953 code for a protein of 650 amino acids. The record is from RefSeq and is a predicted model, not a curated record. The transcript has a single exon.